AUGAUGAGGUGCUUUGAAAGAUUCGAGGCUGCCCUUAGAAAAGCAGAGCUAGGGUGUGUUCUCUGCCAUCUUGACUUCUCCGAUAUCGGCUGCUACGACACAUUUUGGCGAGGCUACGGUGACGGAAGCUUGUCCGACACCCUGACCCAGGAACUGAUCACAGACGACAUGAGGGCAGCAGAGGGAGGAGCAGACUUGUACAUACAUGUCCGAGUCUUGGACUUUGCCACAGAGGACGGAGACUUCCCAAGCCAGGACCCGAGUGGCACAGCAGGCCGAGGCCCCCCACAUCCUGGUCCAUCUCGGGAACAUUCAGGACAGGGUCCUCCUGCACCGGGCAGCAAUAACCAUGGUGACGACACGUCUCCUGGUUACCAUGGUGAUGGCACAGGUGGGCAGCAGGUGUCAGGUGGUGAUGACGUCAUCCAGGUGAAGCAGGAGCCAGCUGAACAGGUGCCGUCCUGUUGCAUGAUGGGAACAGUAAAAUCAGAAAUGGACACCGAUGAGCCGGAAGUGAAGGUGGAAUCAGAACUAGACAGACAGUUUGCCGCCAUUGCUGACCAUCUGGGUUCCAUGUGGGAGCGGCUGGCUUCAUCUCUCGGCUUCAACACUGACUACAUCCGGGACCUGACAGCCAGACUGCCCCCCUCCCUCCGUCCUCACCAGCUGAUCUGUGAUUGGAUGGAGAGGAACGUUGGUGACGUCACGCUGGAACAGCUGGUGCAGGCCCUGAGGGAUGCUGGGAUACACGAGGUUGCAGAUGCAGCAGCUUCUGGCCAGCUGUUUGUGACAGGAGAGCAUUGUGGGGCUGCAAAAGAGAAGCCAGAUGACGACAGGGAUGUGACCAGUCCCGGUCCCAAACCGGCAAGUUCCAGCAGCUCUGAGGAGGAAUCAGACAACAGGAACGCCAAGAGGGACGAUGAUGACGAGAGGGACCUUCCUGACUCAGCAAGUUCCGACUCAGAGGGAGAUGAACAUCUGGUGCCAGAAGGCAAGCCAUUCUCUGACAAGUAUGAACAGUCUGACGCCAGUGUAAGUUCCAUCUCAGCGGUAUACAGCAGUUCAGGAGAAGAAGAACCAGAGUUUGAAGUUGACCCAGAUUUCGAUGACCAGCUGAUGCUCAUAGCCAACAAACUUGAGGACAACUGGACCUGGCUAGCCUUACAGCUGGGAUUCAGCAGUACUGACGUUGGCAGAAUCAGCAGAUCCUACCCCCCAAACCGUCAGGCAAAACAGUGCCUGGGGGAGUGGGUACAGAGGGAACAGUGGGGAGCAACACUUGCCACUUUGUCGAUGGGACUGAGGACAGCUGGUCUGCACCAGAUAGCAGAUGAAGUAGAGACCGGUUCACUGUUCCAGAAGGAUGUGGAUGACGGUUCAAGGGGGUCAAAGGGGAAAGGUCGGGAUGAUAAAGUCGACGGGUCAAGUUUAGAUGGAGAUACAAAUUAUGCUCUCGUGACAAGAAGUACUUCAGAAGUACCGGAAAAUGAGAAUCUUGGGCCCAUUGCCGCUACCAUGACCUGUACCUCAUGCAAGCAGACGAUGAAUCCAGAAUAUUCUUACAUUUGUUCAGGUGGCAAGAAUUGUAACCUAUGUGUAGUGUGCUACAAGAAGAAAGGACACUCGCACGAAAUGCAGUGGGGCCUUCCGAGCGAUGUAGACACGUUAGAGCCUACUAUUAGUAAAGAAGAGGCCGAACGUGAAGCCAAUCAGCGGUGCAUGCAGACACUAAUCCAUGCCUGCCAGUGCCAAGAUGCAGACUGCAGCCAACCUAACUGUUCCAGUAUGAAAAGUGUGGCGCAGCACUAUAAGAGUUGCAUGAGAAAGACCGAUGGUGGCUGCCCUAUUUGCAAACAGUUGAUCGCUCUUUGUUGUUACCAUGCCAAACGGUGCCAAGAGCAGACAUGUCCAGCUCCAUACUGUCUCGACAUCAAGCUAAUGUUGCUGUCGCGCUCAGCAACGAUAGACAUUGACGAAUCCGCCACGAAAGAAAACAUGGACACCCUCCUGAUGACGACACCUACCGGAAAAGUGAUGCACUCCACAACGCUGACCACCACAGCCAGGCUGAGCCCACAAGCUGGAGCACUGGCAAACACGGUCCAAGUACGCAACGCACCAACAAGUCCCGGACUGACUUCGACUGUCUCUCCCAUCCCGGUUCCCCGGCCAAACUAUUUCCACACCGCGGGCGAGGAGAGUUCCAAUAACAGGUCGCCAGAUGACACUGACAGUGAGACAUCAGGAUCGAAGUCAGGUGGUAGCCAUGGUAACGAGGAGGGAGGAGCUAUUUUGGGGGAAGAUGAAAGCACAUCUGAGAAUACCGCAUCAGACAGCAGAACAGUCAGACCUUCCAUGUACCCGACUGGUGAAGACGCCUUGGCCUGGAAUGACUGCAUACAAGACUUCUUCAAGACUGAUGAAGACACGACAAGGUCUAUCCAAGAGAGCUGGCCAAGUAACUUACUGGUUAAGCACCUCAUCAGGGACAGGUUUUUGCACAUUUACUUAUGUGAAUACUGGAAAGAGUAUCAAAACUGUCCUGAUACUUUAUCAGAAUUUGUGGACUUUGUAGCAAAAGCUUGUUCAAGACAGCUGUGUUCCCCAAUUAAUGUAAGUGAGGAAGAAUUCGGGACUGCAUUUAAAAGUCUCUGCCUAGUGUUGGGAAAAACAGCUUAUGAGAAUGAAUCAACCAACAAGCAGUGUCUUGUGCAUCAAAGCCAGCUGGAAUGGAAUGAUAUCCAUCAGUCUAGCUUAGGGCUGCUGCAGCCCGCAUCUCAGGGUAAUGAUAACACUGGCUCUUUCCAGUUUGUACAUGACAGCAUAAGACAAUUUCUCAUUGCAAAGUGGGUUGUACACAUGGUUACAACAAAUACAGAGGGGGAGCAACAGUUGAGAGAUUUCGUUAAGAAAUCAGCUGCUCUUCCUCUCAGUUGUUACUUUGUUGCCCAUCUUCUCGGCCAAUCAGACAGCCAUAGAGACCAUCUGCUUCAGUUUGUGAACUUGCUUAUGCAGUCAGAUGCGGAACUUGGGGCAUUCGAUCACAUGUUACAUGUUGUAGCUACAACCGUGGAAUCACAACAGGUAGAUUUACUGACAUCAGCUGUAAAGUCCCUGUUCCCAGAGGAAACUCUUGACUUGCUUUCCCUCCCGGAAAUAUCCUUCCAUGGGCUCCACAGUCUGACAAAUUUCAUGUCCAAAAGCGGAGCCAUUAGAGAUAUAAAGUUACCCAGCGAGUUGAAAUAUAAACACCUACUUAAAAUGUAUCCAUUUAGCAAAUCAAAAUCUGCCAAAAGUGUCAGUCAUUACCAACAAAUCCGCUGCUUAAGCUGCUUGCCUUUAUUCCAGACUGAAUCACGGCAUGCUGAGAGUUUGUACUUCAAACGAACUGAUGAAUCCUUGGUAGUAGAUCACAUUCAGAAGUACCUUUUGCACUGUCCCUUACUGGCAGCACUUACCGUUCAAAUGAAAGGGGUUGAUAUAAACGGUUUAUCUAAGAUGGCGCCGUAUUUUCUAUUCGCGCCAUUUCUCAGCACAUUAACCCUUCAUAACACAAAGUUUUCAUCUUCAUCACUAGAAGACGUGAAAAGGAACGCACAAUUAGUUUCAGCUAGAUGCCUUGCUUUAUGUAGGGACUUAAAUAUUUUAAACCUUACUUAUUUUCAUAUUAUAGAUUUACCUCCUCUCCCCAACCUGGAGGAGAUAGAUCUCAGUCAUAACAGUAUUAGUGAUGAGGUAGUGUCUGGUCUUGCCGAAGGUUUUGGUUCAUGUCAGAACCUGAAGAAGGUGAACCUUAGUCAUAACAGGUUGUCUGGCAGGGGAGACUUCUUACCUCCCCUCCCCAACUUGGAGGAGAUAGAUCUCAGUCACAAUGCCAUUAGUGAUGAGGCAGCGCCUGGUCUUGCUGAAUGUCUUGGCUCAUGCAAGAAACUCAAGAAGGUGAACCUUAGUCAUAACAAGUUGUCUGACAGGGGAGACUUCUUACCUCCCCUCCCUAACUUGGAGGAGAUAGAUCUCAGUCACAAUGCCAUUAGUGAUGAGGCAGCGCCUGGUCUUCCUGAAUGUCUUGGCUCAUGCAAGAAACUCAAGAAGGUGAACCUUAGUCAUAACAAGUUGUCUGACAGGGGAGACUUCUUACCUUCCCUCCCCAACUUGGAGGAGAUAGAUCUCAGUUACAAUUCCAUUAAUGAUGAGGCAGUGCCUGGUCUUGCUGCUGGCCUUGCUUCAUGUCCGAACAUGAGGACUGUCAAUCUCUCCGAUAAUAACAUCUCCAAUAAAGGGGCACUGAUGCUGUUGCUAGAACAACUCGAACAGCUGCAGGUGGACAUUAGAAACAAUAAUGACAUAUUUAACGACCUUUGGUCUCUCCUCACACGCAGAACAGAUGCCAGCCAGGUAACAAAACUUGAUCUCAUACAAAACGAAUCCUCUUGGCAGGAUGUUUCACUACCCGUUACUGCAGUCCACCUUCUACUGCAGUUCCUCCCACAGCUGCCCAACCUGCAGGAGUUAGCACUUUGUGUCAGCUGUCAGGGAGAGGAGGAAGCUGAACACAUCAACCAGCUGUAUGGAGUGCGACAUGUGUUAAAGAAGCUGAAGCUGAUGGACUGGUCAUUGGACAACAUGAUAAGACUCUCAACUCAGAUGUUCCAACAUCUGCCUCUGUUGGAGGAGAUAGAUCUCAGUCGCAAUGCCAUUAGUGAUGAGGCAGUGCCUGGUCUUGGUAAAGGCCUUGGUUCAUGUCAGAACCUGAAGAAGGUAAACCUUAGAUUUAACAAGUUGUCUGACAGGGGAGACGUCUUACCUCCCCUCCCCAACUUGGAGGAGAUAGAUCUCAGUGACAAUGCCAUUAGUGAUCGAGCAGUGCCUGGUCUUGCUGAGGGUCUUGGUUCGUGUCAGAACCUGAAGAAUGUGGACCUUAGUUAUAACAAGUUGUCUGAUGUUAGAGAACUGACAGCUGCCUUCAUCAAGCUUCCCGUCCUGACACGUGUGGAUAUUGAUUACAAUCUCAUCCGUGACGAGUCCCUCCCUGCCAUAGCUGCAUGGCUGAAGGUUACGACAGAUGUGGAGAUAGUCGACCUGGAAGGCAACAUGUUCAGUGCUGAAGGAGUCCGAGAUUUUGUGAGGACUAUGAAGGGGAAAGCUUACAGGUGGGGAAAACUCCUGUAUGACGGCAGCCAGGCUGAUGUGGGUGGGGCUGUAGAAUCAGGUGGGGAGGAUGAACGAAGGGAGGAACAGCAGUGGGGGAGGUUAAGGAAGGAGACAGAGUGGAUGAUUAAUGUGAAGUUCAGACAACAGACAGUUAGGAUCAACCACAGGGGCCCCAGAUCAAAUAACCCACACUCAAUGUCACCUUAG
Molecule: messenger RNA, 5358 nt
Organism: Branchiostoma floridae (Florida lancelet)
Lineage: Eukaryota; Metazoa; Chordata; Leptocardii; Amphioxiformes; Branchiostomatidae
Exons: 15
Coding region: 1-5358 (1785 amino acids)
Biological process (GO): positive regulation of extrinsic apoptotic signaling pathway; TRAIL-activated apoptotic signaling pathway
Cellular component (GO): cytoplasm; CD95 death-inducing signaling complex
Molecular function (GO): death receptor binding; caspase binding
Source: RefSeq, a predicted model, not a curated record